This is a messenger RNA of Exophiala dermatitidis NIH/UT8656, 2778 nucleotides long. RefSeq lists its product as uncharacterized. NCBI's taxonomy places the organism in Eukaryota, Fungi, Ascomycota, Eurotiomycetes, Chaetothyriales, Herpotrichiellaceae. Gene Ontology annotation, biological process: tRNA methylation. The record is from RefSeq and is a predicted model, not a curated record. Bases 101 to 1477 code for a protein of 458 amino acids. Gene Ontology annotation, cellular component: tRNA (m1A) methyltransferase complex. The transcript has 4 exons.
CAAAAAAGUCCUAUGGCAUCAAGUUUCACCAUGAGGAUGAUUGCAUUUCAAUCCUUGACGAGAGUGAGCUAAGAGCCUGGUAGGGUUGGAGGGCUGUGGCAUGUCCGGUAUCUUUCAGUCUUUGAGACGAGCCUUGGGUUUCUCAAACCUCUGGUCCCGCAAGGAUGCCGUUGCCGACCGCGUGGUGAAGGACUUUACGCGCUUCGCCGAGGGUGACAGGGCGCUCAUCGAUGGUGCAAGAUUAAGUGCUCCUUUGCAACGCAACUCCAAGUCCGAUUUCCAGCGCGGCGCCCUUCUACACAAUGACAUCCUGGGCAAACCAUUGGUGCCUUUCUAUGCUCCGGCUCGUUCGGGGAAGGGAGGGCUCUAUAAGAUCGAGUACCCGUCGUUAGAUCAAUAUGUUUCGUUGACUCCGAGACUGGUCACGCCGGUGUACUCGAACUACGCCUCCACCAUCGUAUCGCAGCUGGACAUCCAUCCUGUACCGUUUGACGAGACUACUGCCUCCCAAGGCAUCGCCACUCCAAAGCUGGAGAUCUUGGAAGCAGGUACAGGCCAUGGAAGCCUUACCCUCCACAUCGCACGUGCCAUAGCAGCAGCCAAUCCUCCUCCUCCACAACUCGAACUCCCCCAAAUUCAACCUGUUGAUCCUCAGCGCCCGGAGCUGGCCGCGAAGCUAGAAAGGCAGAAUGCUCUCAAUGCAGCAUGGAAGAACUGGAAGGACAGGCGACCUGCAGUUCUUCAUACCGUGGAAAAGGUGGUUGCGAACAGAUUUCAUGCGGAAAAGAUCGUAAGGGGGUUCCGCCAGGCAUUGUAUUGGCCUCACGUCGAUUUCUAUGCUGGAGACGUGAAAGAGUGGAUUGCGGAGCAGUUCAAGCUGAGGCUUUCCAGCAAGUGGAACCCACUGUCUAGGGCUGAAGACAGCUUUCUAGACUAUGUCUUGCUGGACAUGCCUGGGGUCCAUCAUCAGCUCAAGCAUGUGCAUUCUGCCAUGCAUGAGGGCGCGAAGCUGGUUGUCUUUGUGCCCUCGGUGACCCAGAUCGGGGAUUGUGCCGGAGCGAUUCAGGACGGUUCGCUGCCUUUAUCUAUGGAGAAGGUCCUGGAGCUGGGCGAAGGCAUCAGCAGUGGCCGUAGGUGGGAUGUCCGAAUGGUGAUGCCACGGAGACAGAGGGACGCACCAGACACCUCCGGGUCCGCUGCUGCAGGGGAUCCUGUGCCGCGGAGUGAGAAGCCCGCCGAGGCCGCCAACACGGACAGUGACAGAGAACCGGGACUGGAUUCCGCAGACGCAGUUCCGGCGGUGACGGUCGAUGAAUCCCAGGACGAGCCAGUCAUGGUCUGUCGCCCUCUGGUUGGCGAGCGGACGUUUGGGGGUGGGUUUAUCGCUCUCUUCAGGAAGGUCUCACCUGAAUCUGCAGCAACGGCGGUCGAAUGGCGGCGUGGCCAGACAGGUUGGGCUAAGAAACGCCAUCGCUGAUCUACUUGUCUAAUGGCCAGCACGGAUAGUAACCGCGAAGCGGCCAUAGGCGAAUACAAACAACAAGACGUCAAAAAUGUUUAUCAAUUUUCGUCCCGCAUAAUUCUUCUCCCGCUAUCCUCUUAUCCAAAUGGAAGUGUCACGCAGAUACCAGGUACAGGAGUCCACAUGCGAAAAUCAAUGCGUACCUCUCCACCGAAAGAUAGAGGGAAGUCCAUAACAAACUCCACGCGCAUUGAGACAAUGUCGACAAUAUGCUUUCCACAUCCCGCCGCAAACCACCCCUUGCACCCGCCGCUGUACCUAUUCUCUAUCGCUCACACAGGAAUAGUAGUGCAGUCCGCCUGCGCCGCGAACGACGGUGGCCACCAGGCAUGGCACCCGCACCCGCUUAUUUGACAGUAGCCGGAAUGGCGGCCUUGGCUCUGUCGAGCACAUUCUCCGCCACGGGCAUAGUCCUGCUCUUGAGCCCAUUGGCCAACGGUGCAACAUUGGCCUUCAACUUCUCCGCGGCAGCCUUCAAUCUCCUCUCCUUGACGACACGGAUAUAAGUGAAGAGUAAAAUGAACAGGAGUUCAACGCGUUCCUUGGUCAUCAUAAGAAGACCUUGUACCAGCAAGCCCUUGACCAACUGAGGGCCGAUUCCCUUGAAGAGAGCAAGAGGACCUUCAUGCUCGACAAUGUAGGCCAUGACCUCGCCGAAACUCUUGAAAGGCUUGCCCUCACGAGCUGGAGGGGGUCGGGACUGGAGACCGACCUUCGCGACAAUAAGUGGCUGAGUGGUGAUGGUGGCUAUGGAUUUGGACAGAGCGCCGAGGACUGCAGAGUCGUUAGUCAGUGCCAUGACAGAAAGUCAUAUGUAGUCACUCACGGAAAGACUGCCAAGGGUGUAAUCUCUCGACGUUCGGAUACAAGAUAUCCUUCAGACGCUGAUAUGCGCCAUAUGUGAUUGCUGGGUUGACACACAGCACGAGCGAGGCCUUGAGGCCUCUCCAAAGACCGCUCCAGCCAUCCUCGCUGUGAACGACUUCUUUCCCCGUCUCCCAAAAGCCCUUCUUGUGGCCCUUGGGUUGUGUUUGCUGCCGCGUUGUAAUCACGGCCACGGGGAUUGUGAAUAUCUGCGCAAUUGCUCCGGCGACAGCGCCCAAAGACAAUUCAACUGCUGUGCCCGGAUGCUGGCCCGGCGCAGUCUCGUAUUUUGUGUACAGGCCGCGCACCACCGAGUACCAGUAGAAAUAUGCGAAGUUGGUCGACGCUACGCCGAGCAAGGCACCGUGGAUUCCGGAAUAGAGACCGUGAAU